Dermacentor silvarum is the source of this 3493-nucleotide messenger RNA. RefSeq lists its product as uncharacterized. The coding region runs from base 9 to 1937 and encodes 642 amino acids. Lineage: Eukaryota; Metazoa; Arthropoda; Arachnida; Ixodida; Ixodidae. The transcript is spliced from 4 exons. The record is from RefSeq and is a predicted model, not a curated record.
GCAGCGCCAUGCCAUCAAAAGCAGGUACGUGUUUUGUACCCGGCUGCAAGAGCGGAUACAAGUCGUGUGCGGCGAGGGUGUCUUCGUUCCGAGCUCCCAAGGAUGUUUUGCGACGCGAGAAAUGGGCCCGUAAUACGAAACGCGGCGAGAAGGAACACACUCCCGACUGCUUCGUUUGUGAACGUCACUUCGAAACAGCGUUCUUUCAAAGGACUUUUCGCCACAUUAUCAAUGGCGAAGUUGUGGAAAUGCCACGCGAUCGGCCCCAGCUCACAGAUGAUGCCGUUCCUACCUUGUUUCCGGAUGCGCCGAAAUACUUGACCACAAAAGCGCCUAUCAAAAGGAAGGAAAGAAAUUUGUGUCAACAAGAUGGGCCCCCAACUAAAAAAAGAAAGGCCACUAGCAAGCACGUGACACAGGAAGCAAGUGAACCAGCAAGAGAAGCGGAACAAUUUCAUCCUGCAGAACCGGAGUUAUCGCCUACCGAAGAAGCGGUACAUUGUAACACUACAGAAGCGGAAUCACAGAGUGUCAUCAACUUGAAAAACUUAUGCCAGAGCCUUGAACUUCCCGGCACGGGCUGGAACAAGUUAACGUUUGCCACUGAACCAGGAGCCGUGUUUUUGGGCCUUUGUGAAUUCCAGCAAGCCGAGUUAGAUCACCUGCUCAUGCCAAAAUUGGUGAAGUUUGAACAGGUUGGUGAUGAAAUGGGAACGGUGCAUUGUUCCGUAUUUCUGAGGGCCAAGCUGCACCUAGAACGUCCUGUUUCUUCGCUGGAUGAGGCGCAGUCAGUGCUGAACAGCACACAUUCACUUGUUGUGUGUGCUGGUUGUGGAAUGAAAAUUACCAAGGUUGGAAAGUAUGCGUGCUUUGCCGGCUCAUACUACUCUAAUAAGUGCAACCUUACAUGUCAAAACAAGGGCCCUUGCAUGCAUUGCAAGUACCUAAGGAGGUUGUUAAAAAAUCAGCUGUCACGACAGAAGCAUGGAGUUGCAGUGAAACGCCUAAGGAAAUACGAGUAUGCAAGGACACGUCGUCGUCUGCACGCUGCACAACUGAAGCUGUUGAACAUGAAGAAGGAGCUGGAGCUGAUGCGGGCUGCUAAUGAACAAAUUGGAGAUGAGGCAUUGAAUGACCGCAUUACAGCGCUACCACAAAAGCAACAGAUGGCUAUUAGGGCAUGCUUCACUGCAGCAAAAAGAAAAUCAACAUGUGGUAUGCCGUAUGAGAAGGACUGGAUAUUAGAAUGUGUGCUUCUUCGUAUGAGGAGUCCGAAGCUGUAUGAACACCUUCGUAAGCAGAAAAUUCUCAUCCUCCCAAGUCGGACUUGUCUGCAGCGUUACGUACGCAACUUCAAAAGUGGCUUUGGUUUUAAUGACAGCGUCUUCAAAGCACUUGGUGCCAAGGCUGAAAACAUCGAUGUCUUCAGCCGACAUGGUGGCAUCUUAUUUGACGAACUGAAGUUGUCCGAGCAGUUCGGUGUCAACACUGCAGGAGCUGUUGAAGGAUUUGUUGAUUUAGGCAGCUUCACAACAGAUGAACAAAGAGCAACACCAGCAGACCAGGGGAUGGUAAUGCUUUUUCAGCCAUUUCAAGGAGACUGGACACAGAUACUCGGUGUGUUUUCUUCAAAAGGAAAUAUCAAAGCAGGAAUGCUUUCUAAGCUUCUUCUCGAGGCAAUUCUUCUUGCAGAAAAAGCAAGCCUCUUCGGGGACUUCGUGUCUUGUGAUGGGGCUACGUGGAACCGCAGCAUGUGGAAGUCAUUUGGAAUUGGUGCGUACCCGAGUGGCGUCACGUGUAAAGUUGCACAUCCCGUCGACCCUUCAAGAGAGCUGCACUUCUGUUCAGAUUUUCCCCACUUAGUGAAAUGUAUUCGCAACACUUUUGUGAGCACUGGUUUCACUACUCCAGAUGGACGUGCAUGUUUGAACACAUAGAAGCAGCAUGGGCUAAGGACAACAGUUCUCUCACGCUAAAGGCGAUACCACACGUAACAAAAGCACACAUUCGACCUAACUCAUUUGAAAAAAUGAAAGUAAAUUUAGCUUUCACACUUUUCAGUGAAGUGCUCAAAGGCAUGUUUCUGUUUAUAUCGGAUGUAGAACAGUGCUCAAAUUCAGUGUCUGCAACAGAACAUCUUGUGAGACGCCUGAGCCGGCUUAUAGCUAUAAUGACGUCAAUGUACCCAAAACGUGGACUUAGACCAUCAUCGGAAGAUGCUGCAGAACUUGAGGCAUUUCUUGUAUUUUUCUACGAAUGGGAACAAGCUUCAAAAAAAUGCGGAGGUGGGUUCGUAAGCAAAAGUACUGCUGAAGGCAUGCGUAUUACCAUAUGCAGCACACUCUCACUUUUGCAGUAUCUCACAUCUUCUGUGGGGUUCAAAUACUUGUUGACGUCCAGACUAAGUCAGGACAAGCUCGAAAACUUAUUCGGCAUAAUAAGGCAAUAUUCAGGAACUAAUGACCAUCCAAGCCCAGGCCAAUUUCUUAUAACAGUAAAUUGUCUAAGUUUUUAUAACCUCGCACGAUCCCCAAAAUCUGGAAACUGCCCGGCACAGGUUGUCAAUGCUCUGCUCGACACUUAGUCAGCAGGCACAAACAACAGUGCUGUCUUUGGCAUUCAAGACAUUGUCGAGGAUAUGCUAGAGGUCGGAAACAUUGAUGGUGCUGCCUCUGCCAUUCAAUCUGCUUUAAGCAAGGAUCACAGUAGCUAUGUGGUAGAAAAAAGUGACAGCCGUCUGGCUUUUUACAUGGCUGGCUAUGUAGCUAGAAAGUUUAAAAGAAAAAGUUCUUGUGGCAUGUGUGCAUCUACACUAGCCACAAAAAGCAAGACAUAGUGGACAAUGCACACAAUCAGCUUAUUAAGCGUUUCGACCGUGGAGGUUUGUUGCAUCCUGGGGAUAACUUGGCCGUACUUGUAAUGACGUUGGAGGAAGCGUUUACUUUUUUUUUCUACUGAGAAGCUGCAGGCUUUCAGCAUACAUGAUUUUAUGUUAUUUCUGAGCACUGUAAAGCUUCAUCAAGUUGGGUGUGAACACCAUUGAAAAGAACUAACAGCACAAAUAGUUGAGUUUUUUGUGCUCACACACUUGCAUUUUUACGCCAAAUCACUCAACAAAGACAGAGCUGUACAGAGGGAAAAGCAGAAGCACCUUAAGCUGAGAAGGUGCCAGUAGGCCGAGACGAGUGCAAUAUACACUUUGGAAAAAGUGCGAUUACAGAUGCAAGUACAAAUAACUAAACCCUCUAGUCCAUGCUGUCCAUGACUUGUGCCGAAUAAAAUGUCAUAGCGCAUUUUUCGUACUGUUUUCUUUAUGACUAGCCUUGAAAUGUAAACAUAUAUUGACACUAAAAGCCGUGCUGGGACUUAAUUUCUAUAGAGUAAAUAACUGCUAACCACAUCUCGAAUGUCACUUUCUGGCCUGGUGGUGAACCGAGGUAUGAUAAUGGGGACAAAAUGUUUCUGCAAAACUAGCUGGAUGCGUCCAGGUUUA